Notothenia coriiceps (black rockcod) is the source of this 1131-nucleotide messenger RNA. It is a transcript of the gene lypc, whose product is annotated as ly6 domain containing, pigment cell. Gene Ontology annotation, biological process: sperm-egg recognition. The coding region runs from base 264 to 641 and encodes 125 amino acids. The record is from RefSeq and is a predicted model, not a curated record. NCBI's taxonomy places the organism in Eukaryota, Metazoa, Chordata, Actinopteri, Perciformes, Nototheniidae. The transcript is spliced from 3 exons. Gene Ontology annotation, cellular component: membrane.
UCUUGGAGUUAACAAACUGAAUAUCCGGAGAAGCAGGAACACAUUUACCCAGAUCUGGACUGGUGGAGGAAGCUGAGGAAGCACGUAGAAAGCUGAUGGGAAAUUGACUUUAAGUCGUAAAGACGUAGUCUGCAACAGGUUUCUCGUGUUCAGGGGGCAGACUGCUGGUUUGUUGUAGAAAAUAAAAAGAAAGAGACAACGAUAAGAGCUGAAGCAUCAAGCUGCCAGCACAUUUUCUCUCAGUGAGACAGAAACAGUCAGUGAUGUCGAAGCUGGUUUGCUCUCUGCUUCUCCUUUGCUCUCUCCCAGCAGUGGUUCCCCUCUUCUGUUACACCUGUGUGUUUCCCGCCAUCUCACCUCUGGACUGCAUCAGAUUUCCUCUCAAGUGUCCGCCCGAACAGGUCUGCUUAUCCAGCAGAGCUGUGGGUGAGAAAGGAGACUUCCUUGUGGUGUUGUAUGAGAAGAGCUGUGUCCUGCCCUCCCUGUGUGGAGCCAAGGGAGAGAAACACACCAUGGGACUCAACUUCACCUUCACCAAUGAAUGCUGCAACACACACCUGUGCAACGGAGCCGAGGCACCUGCGACCCGCUACUGGACUGGCACAAUACUCACACUUCUCAUUUCAUACUCAGUUUGGUGAAUAGAAAAACAUGUGGCAGAGAACUAGCUUAACACAUGAAGGGGCGUUGCCUUUUUCUGAAGGGACCCCUUUUGAGUAAAAACAAUGACUCCUGUCCUGACACAUGUUAAGUGAUGUAUUAUAUUGAUAUUUCAUAUUGUAAUCAAUACAUAAUAGCACACAAUAACAGUGCAGAACAACUGUAUAGUCAAACCAAAGUAUGAAUGCAAUAACUGCAGAAAAUCUGUGUAAAAUGAGCGAUUUCGAUGACAUUUUAACAGAUUAUUUCCUGUGAAUGUUUCAUCAAAUGAGUUUUCCUGUUAUUUUAAAAGGAACUUGUAAUCUUAUUCUAUUUUAUUUAACAAUCAAACAAACGUAAACGUUUUUUUUUUUUAAAGAACUUGCUGACGCCCAGGUUGUAACCCCCUGCUCUAAAGGACUGCAUUGAACAUAACUUCCUUUGAAUAAAUAUGCACUAAUCUUAACCGAGGUAUGCCUGUGAAAUGAAAAA